AUGCCGAAGCACCGAGGCAUGAAGCCACCGAUGUCGGUGGUGCUGGACCUGUGCAGUUCCAACCCUUGCCAGCAGGAGUCGCUGUGCCAGAGCACCGAGGGUGGCUUUCUGUGUGCCUGUCCCGAGGGCUACGAAGGCAAGGACUGCAUGAGCCUGAAGGACCCCUGCCAUGGAGCGCACUGCCAAGGCUCCAGGGGCACCCUGUAUCUGAUCAUCAUCCUGCUGUCAGUGCUAGCAGUCCUGGUCAUCUCUCUCUGCGUCUUUCUGAUCGUCCGUCAUCGCCGGAGAAAGGACUGUCAGCGCAGCCCGCCCGACGAGAGCAUCAACAACCAGCGCGAGUACAUCAACCUGAUCAGGAACCUGCCCAAACCCGAGGAGAUCGAGCUAGCCCUGCCACCACCCACCUCCGCACCCCUCCCCGAGAAGAAGCUCCUGAUGCAGUGCCCCGAGGUGCCCAAAGUGGAUAUCUCCAACCUGGAGCGUGAGAAACUCAACCACUUCCACUGCCCGGACUGGGAGGAGCUGGAGGUGUGAGCACCUUUGCCAGGCAGGCAGGCAGGCAGGCAGGCAGGCAGGCAGGCAGGCAGGCAGACAGGGUAGCUGGGACCGCAGACACCAGUCAUGCUGCUGGCACACACCCAUUCAGAAAGAGUUUCUGACAGAGGAAUCUGCCAUUGACAGACCCAGGAUGUACGUUUCACAACUGAUGGGAGAUGUAGCUGGUUCCUAAUUAGUAAUUGCAGGUAGAUAGCAAGGGUUAUGCAUAGUUAGGGCUUUAACUGUUUUGUAUUUUUUUUGUGAUCAAGCUAUGCUGCUUCUGCACGUGGACCUGUGGUUGGAUGGUGCUUUACUGGUCAAGAAACUGACGUCCGUGCAGGAUUGAAACAGGCAGGCAUGCUUUACUGCUAGCUUGACCCCGCGUGUUUGAAAGCCGACCCUCUGCUUUGUGAAGUAGGUGUGAAGCCAUUAAGCACUGCUAGAGGCCCUGCUUGUUGAAUUUCAGAGCGUUUUUUUUAUAUUUACUUUUAAAACCUGUAUUUUGAAAAAUUCAACCGAGAAAUAUUACCUACCAGUGGGGCACAUAUAUUGGUAAGGUUCGUUUUUAAAGAUUUGCUUAUCAGGAUAAUAUGUUUUGUAGUGUUCUCUCAUAAAAGGCAAACAGAGCCUGUGUCUCUAUUUUCACCCGACCCUACAGAAGUGCACUUUGAUGGGCAUCUUGUAGAGGUGUCCAGGGGAGCGCAUUUGCUUAUUAAACAUAUACGUAAAACUAAUUGUGAGGCUAAAACCAGUUAUUGUGAACAAUAUUUACUGCACUGCUGUCAUUUUUUCAGUGAGGGAAGAGGUGUGCAGGUAUAAGAACACAGGGGGAUGAGCUUGGAUUAAGGGAGCGCUAGUCCUGUAAAGAAACAUUCAGAAGGGGCAGAGUGGGUAAAGUGACAGUGUGAUUUUGGGAGUACAGCUUUGCUCCUCAGUGGAUCUGUCCAGCAGAAAUAUCUUGUGGCCUCUAUUGACUUCCAUGAUCUUGGCUAUGGAAUGGCGCAGCCUGUUCUAAUAAACCCAGUCCACACAGAGCUGUAUACAUUACCUAUAGAAAGUCUACACCCCCUUGAACUUUUUUUACAUUUUGUUGUGUCAGUGCCUCAGAGUUUCAUGCAUUUAAUGAGGAUUUUUUUCCACAUAUCUACACACCAUUCUCCACACUGUUAAGGGGAAAAACGUUUUUAUUGAGAAAAAAAUUAGAUAUUAAAAGUACAAAACUGAAAGAUCAUAAUUGGAUAAGUCUCCCCCGCCCUGAGUUAAUACUUGGUGGAAGCACCUUUGGCAGCAAUUACAGCUGUGAGUCUGUUGGGAUAGGUCUCUACCAACUUUGCACACCUCGAUUUGGCAAUAUUUGACCAUUCUUCUUUACAAAACUGUUCAAGCUCUGUCAUUUUCUUGGGGAGCGCUGAUGGACAGCAAUCUUCAAGUCAUGCCACAAAUUUUCGAUUUAGGUCGGGGCUCUGACUGGGCCACUCAAGGACAUUUACCUUUUUGUUCCUUAGCCACUCCAGUGUAGAUUUGGCUGUGUGCUUUGGGUCAUUGUCAUGCUGAAAGGUAAACUUCAGUCCCAGUUUCAGCUUUCUUGCAGAGGGCAGCAGGUUUUCCUCAAGGAAGUUUCUGUACUUUGCUCCAUUCAUUUUCCCUUCUAUCCUGAUAAGUGCCCCAGUCCCUGCCGAUGAGAAAUAUCCCCAUAACAUGAUGCUGCCACCACCAUGCUUCACAGUAGGGAUGGUGUUCUGUGGGUGAUGCGCUGUGUUGGGUUUGUGCCAAACAUAACGCUUUGCAUUUAGGCCAAAAAGUUCCAUUUUAGUUUCGUCAGACCAAAAACCUUUUUGCCACAUGGCUACAGAAUCUUCUGAGUGUUUUUUUGCAUACUUCAAACGGGAUUCAAGGUGGGCUUUCUUGAGUAAUGGCUUCCUUCUUGCCACCCUACCAUAAAGGCCAGAUUUGUGGAGUGCUUGAGAUAUUGUUGUCACAUGAACACUUUGACCAGUCUUGGCCAUAAAAAGCAUGUAGCUCUUGCAAAGUUGCCAUUAGCCUCCUGGUAGCCUCUCUGAUCAGUCUCCUCCUUGCUCGGUCAUCCAGUUUGGAGGGACGGCCUGAUCUAGGCAGGGUCUUGGUGGUGCCAUACACCUUCCGCCUCUUAAUAAUCGUCUUGAACGUGCUCCAAGGGAUAUUCAAGGCCUUUGAUAUUUUUUUAUACCCAUCCCCUAAUCUGUGCCCUUCAACAACUUUGUCCCGGAGUUCUUUUGAAAGCGCCUUGGUGCUCAUGGUUGGGUCUUUGCUUUGAAAUGCACUACCCAGCAGAGGGAACCUACAGGAACUGCUGAAUUUAUCCUGAAAUCAUGUGAAUCACUACAAUUUAACACCGGUGGAGGCCACUUAACUUGGUGUGUGAUUUUGAGGGCGAUUGGUUACACCUGAGCUAAUUUAGGAUUGCUAAUACAAGGGGGGUGGACACUUAUCAAAACAAGCUAUUUCAGUUUUUAUUUUUAAUUUAUUUUCUACAAAUUUCUAGAAUAUUUUUUUCACUUGGAAGUUGUGGGGUAGGAUGUGUAGAUAAAUGAAAAAAAAACAAACGAUUUUAAUUCAUUUUAAUUCCAGGCUAUAAGGCAACAAAAGGUGAACAUUUUGAAAGGGGUGUAGACUUUCUAUAGGCACUGUACAUAUGUUUGCAUUCAGUAUGAACCUUGUAAUACAACCGUGAGGGGAAGAUAAAUGAACGAGACAAUAACGUGACUCUCCGUGAGCUAAACAGGGUUAUCCAUUACAUACUAAUAUGAGCCAAGGGGCUACAGGGCAGGGAGCAAUCACAACCCAUUUCUUCAAACACAUCAAACCACUAUACUGUGGAGCCUGCUCAGCAGGGUUUGUGAAGAUCAUCUACUGCAGAUUCCUGACGGCAAAAAGUAAUUCUUGUCAAUAUUACAGAUCUUUGUCUUCUAGAAUGUGUAUCACUGUGUUUUCAAAUCUAGAUGCACUUCACAGGUCUGAAAUGUGCAGUUUUGAAAGAAACACAUUUUAUAGUUCUCAGUUUCUAUGCCUUAUCUGUUACACUUCCUGGGUCAUUUCACCUCAGUGGUGUCUUUUACGUCAUGUUGCUGGCUGCAGGUCAGUCAAUUUAGAAAGCAGCUGGUUGGUUAAUGACAGGAAAGAAGCCAUUGAAGGGGUUGGGUCAAUUCUCCACUUGUAAGAGGGAGUCAGGGAGCAUGGUGCUUGUCCACUAUAGGGAGUCAGGAAGUUUAAGUAUGGUAAGUGCAUAGCACAGCAAUGGGAAAAGCAUGGACAAACAAAAUGGGUAGAAAAUCCUAAAUAGUAGAGAGAACGUUAACCCAAGACACUACUUCAAUUUUAGCACAGUGACCAGGACAAGAGAGUGUGACUGGAAGCUGAGCAAAGUUUAGAAAACAAGGUAGGAAGUCCUUUUACACAGAGAGAUAUAAUUACAUGGAAUAGCCUAGCAAGUAUCAGGAAUAAAACUGGGAACAUUAAAAAAACAAUUCAUUCUGCCCUAUUAGAUGAGAUGCCCCCAGUGGGGUGAACGGUGUGUAGGAAGAGAUGAGCUGUGGUCGGCUGAACGGCUGCUGAUCCCAAACUACUGCAGGGAAUCUGUUUUCAUUCUACAGUCGUGUCAAGUGACUUCCAAUGUCUGUUGCUUUUUAGCAUGCCCCUGUAUGUUUGCAAGUAUUCUGGGUCUUUCUGGGUUCAGUUGAUCCAAUAUUGAGUCAUUAUUGUUCUCUAAAGCUGCCUUUACCUGGCUUUAAGCUGCUUGGAGCUUGUCUGGAGAAUCCAAAGUGCCAGGACUCAAAUCAUGUAAUCUCUCAACACCUGUAGGUCCAGUUGAAAAGUGACAUUGUCAUAUGAUUUGAAUGGUGGAAGGCUGUUCAGUCCUGGGACUUGGGCUCCUCCAAAAGAUCAGGUAAUCAGUGUGGGAUCAAUAUAGUUCAGUACCUCUCUGAAUGAUUGCACAUGUGAAACAGCAAUUCAAAUGACAUGUGAAGUUACCUGCUCCAAAUGGCACAGAUAUAUUGCAGAAUUGUGCAGCUUACUGAAGUGUAUCCCUUGUUAACGGAUGCUCAAGCUAACCUUAAUAGUUCUCUUGGUUGCUAACUAGGUGACUAUCUUCCUGCUUCAGUUUGAAACUGUGUGUUAUAUAAAAACUAUAACCAAGCGACCCAGCCCUCCUCUAUCAACAAGUUUGUGCUUGAACACAUUCCUGCUCAAGAUGUGUGAUUUUUCUACUUCUGUGUAAAUACUACUGUUAUUGUAAAUGAUGUACAUAUUUAUGUUUGGUCUUUUUAUUGAACAUUUUUUGUACAAUGCUAAUGUCAUCAGUGUGAAUUGUAAUAAAACGUUUUCAAAUGA
Messenger RNA from Acipenser ruthenus (sterlet), 4905 nucleotides. Its product is annotated as delta-like protein A. Gene Ontology annotation, molecular function: calcium ion binding. NCBI's taxonomy places the organism in Eukaryota, Metazoa, Chordata, Actinopteri, Acipenseriformes, Acipenseridae. Bases 1 to 534 code for a protein of 177 amino acids. The transcript has 3 exons. The record is from RefSeq and is a predicted model, not a curated record.